This is a messenger RNA of Lontra canadensis (Northern American river otter), 2462 nucleotides long. RefSeq names its product scavenger receptor class B member 1 (gene SCARB1). Lineage: Eukaryota; Metazoa; Chordata; Mammalia; Carnivora; Mustelidae. Gene Ontology annotation, molecular function: lipid binding; low-density lipoprotein particle binding; scavenger receptor activity. The transcript is spliced from 10 exons. The coding region runs from base 215 to 1876 and encodes 553 amino acids. The record is from RefSeq and is a predicted model, not a curated record. Gene Ontology annotation, biological process: plasma lipoprotein particle clearance; cholesterol efflux; recognition of apoptotic cell. Gene Ontology annotation, cellular component: caveola; cytoplasm.
GGGCGUCCCGGGGGCGGUCCGGCUGCGCCGGCGAUGGCGCAUAAAACCGCCGGCCACCUGCCGGGCCGCUCCUCCGUGCGCCGCGGUCUGGGCCCCGCCGUGCCGCUGUGGCCCGCCUGCCCUAGCGUCGCCGCCUGUGUCGCCUGUGUCUCGGUCCCCGUCCCCCCAGGCGCGGAGCCACGCGAGGGCCGGGCGGGAGCCAGGGCGCGCAGACAUGGGCAGCCGCGCCAGAGCGCGCCGGGCGGUCGCGGUGCUGGGCUUCGCUGGGCUGCUGUGCGCCGUGCUGGGAGCCGUCAUGAUCGUGGUGGUGCCCACGCUCAUCAGGCAGCAGGUCCUCAAGAAUGUGCGCAUCGACCCCAGUAGCCUGUCCUUCAACAUGUGGAAGGAGAUCCCCGUCCCCUUCUACCUGUCCAUCUACUUCUUCGACAUCGUCAACCCCGAUGCCAUCCUCCUGGGGGAGAAGCCGCAGGUGCGGGAGCGCGGGCCCUACGUGUACAGGGAGUUCAGGCACAAGAGCAACAUCACCUUCAAUGACAAUGACACGGUGUCAUUCCUCGAGUAUCGCAGCUUCCAGUUCCAGCCCGACAGGUCCCAUGGCCUGGAGAGCGACUAUAUUGUCAUGCCUAACAUCCUGGUCUUGGCCGCAGCGAUGAUGAUGGAGAAUAAACCCAUGAGCAUGAAGCUGAUCAUGACCUUGGCGUUCAGCACGCUGGGGGAGCGUGCCUUCAUGAACCGCACUGUAAGCGAGAUCAUGUGGGGUUAUGACGACCCCCUCGUACACCUCAUCAACAAGUACCUCCCAAACGUGUUUCCCUUCAAGGGCAAGUUUGGGCUAUUUGCAGAGCUCAACAACUCCGAUUCAGGGCUCUUCACUGUGUUCACGGGGGUCAAAGACUUCAGCAGGAUCCACCUCGUGGACAAGUGGAACGGACUCAGCAAGGUCAGCUUCUGGCAUUCUGAUCAGUGCAACAUGAUCAACGGGACCUCGGGACAGAUGUGGGCGCCGUUCAUGACUCCGGAUACCUCUCUGCAAUUCUACAGCCCCGAGGCUUGCCGGUCCAUGAACCUGGUCUACAAGGAGUCAGGGAUGUUUGAAGGCAUCCCCACCUAUCGCUUCGUGGCCCCCAGCACCCUGUUUGCCAAUGGCUCUGUCUACGCGCCCAACGAGGGCUUCUGCCCGUGCCUGGAGUCCGGAAUUCAGAACAUCAGCACCUGCAGAUUUAACGCGCCCUUGUUUCUGUCCCACCCUCACUUCUACAACGCCGACCCGGUGCUGGCCGAGGCAGUGUUGGGCCUCCAUCCCAACCAGGAGGAGCAUUCCUUAUUCCUGGAUGUCCAUCCGGUCACCGGGAUUCCCAUGAACUGCUCCGUGAAAUUACAGCUGAGCCUGUAUAUCAAGGCAAUCAAAGGCAUCGGGGUCCUGGAGAUGCCACGAGCCAGCCCAGCACGGCCGCUCAGCCAGACCGGCUCCCCGGCCCCUGUACCCCGCUUCUUCAGGACUCUCUUAGCGGACAGCCCACCAGUCCUAAAGUCUGAGCCCCCCCAGUUGCCACACACGUGUCCACACACUGCACACCCCCUAGCACGUGUACACGCACGCGUGCACAGACGUGUGCAGGCACACUCAGGGAUGGAGCUGCUGCUGAGGAGACCCGGAGAGCUGGUCAACGAGGACUGUCUGGAACCUUCCGUCCAAGUGACCCGCAGUGCCGUGGGCACUGGGUCCCCUCCCUUGAGAGAGCCCAGUCUGACCUGCUCAUCCAGGGGGCCCCCGGCGCCUGCUGCCUCCUCCCCACCAGCGCCCUCUCCCCCAGUCACGAAACACUGCAGUCCCCGCUUGUUGGCUAAGCCACACGGGACAGGCCUUUUACUCUGAGGGGCCGGCUACUGUCCCCAAACCCAGCCUGGGAACACAGACUUCUCAUGCCAAAGCCGUAUGGGCAGGGGGCUGCCCAGUCCUGCCCAGACCCGGAGCUUUGGCCCUCAUCCAUCCAUCUGGGCUGGGGGCGCCCGAGGCCCUUUCACACAGGCCUCAGUAAACAUGUGAGCUCAAGAUGCGUCUCAAGGCUGCUCCAACUGUCUCCUCAUUCCCCAAGCAGACGUUGAUCUCCCUGAAGUCCGCACGGGUGGGGACCAGACUUGGGUGCCUGGGGCCCCCUUCCUCCAGCCUAAACUGACGUCUUCCUGUAUACUGAGCCGGCCACUCCCCGCUGCGGGUGGUGGGACGCUCCGCCCCAAGCUGCCCCCCGCGAGGGCCCUCGGCUCUUAGGUGCUGGGGCAGAGGUGCGGAAGCCUAGCCCCAUCAGUCCGGGGGUCCAGUCUGGUCGGGUGGGAGACCCAUCCACCCGCGACUCCCGCUCUGGGGCAAGCCUCAGCCUCUUUUCUACUGCAACAGAAGUGAAAUUUAUCAUCUUUUAAAAGUAAUUCACUAUUGAAGUAAUAAACCUUUUUUAAAAGUUAAA